Molecule: messenger RNA, 1170 nt
Organism: Vigna angularis (adzuki bean)
Lineage: Eukaryota; Viridiplantae; Streptophyta; Magnoliopsida; Fabales; Fabaceae
Product: ent-kaurene oxidase
Exons: 4
Coding region: 209-730 (173 amino acids)
Biological process (GO): gibberellin biosynthetic process
Cellular component (GO): endoplasmic reticulum; chloroplast outer membrane
Molecular function (GO): heme binding; ent-kaurene oxidase activity; iron ion binding
Source: RefSeq, a predicted model, not a curated record
AUCAUGGCCAAGUUGAAUGAGUUAUGAAUUGAUUGAUUGUGAGCCGCAAAGCAAUGUGUGUCUAGAAGAACCAUUGACUCACCUCAAACGAAUCACAUCACACUGUCAUAUUCAUCAAUAGUAAAUAAACAUUGAAGUUCAUUCCUUUUAUUUGAAAAUUUUGUAUGUGACUCUCUCAAAUGUGACGAUUCUGACUUCUGAUAAAUGUAUGGUUUCCACAAGCGACUACAAUGAGUUUCACAAAGCGGUCAAAAAACAUAUUCUUGCCAACGUUUUGGGAGCCGCUGCACAGGCUCUGGGAAGUAAUGUAGACUCCGUUUAUGUGGAGGAGCUUGGGGUUACAUUAUCAAGAGAGGACUUACAUAGGAUUCUAGUGCUCGAUAUGAUGGAGGGAGCCAUUGAGGUGGAUUGGCGAGAUUUCUUUCCAUACUUGAGAUGGAUUCCUAAUAGGAGCGUGGAGAAGAAAUUUUGGAAUUUGUACUUCCGGAGAGAAGUUGUCAUGAGGGCCUUGAUGAAUGAGCACAAGAAGAGAGUGGAUUCAGGAAAGGUACUGAAUUGUUUUUUUGACUACCUAGUAUCCAAAGCUAAAGAACUGAGUGAAAAUGAAAUUUCCAUGCUACUCUGGGAGACAAUUGUUGAGACAUCUGAUACUACAUUGGUGACAACAGAAUGGGCUAUGUAUGAACUUGCUAAAGACAAAACUCGUCAGCUAAUGGGAGGAGUUCAUUGAUUGUCUAAAGAGAAAUUCAUUGCUGAGGCACUUCAGAGGAGUGUCUUAGAUUAAUUGUCAUAGGUUUUUUUGAGAGUAUAUCGGAUCCUUAAGAAGGUUUUUCCUCAUUAAUAAUUUGUGUGUCCUCAUUAAUCUUCAAUUUGCAGAAAAAGUAGCUGCUUCUCUCGGGGAGUCUAAAAAUUCAGAGGCGUAGUAAGGUAUAUGUAUACAUUAAAAGAUCCACCGCAAAUUGAGUUCUAGUUGUCAUAUUUCCAACACCUGACGUUUUUUGAGAUUUGGGGAGUGGAACACACUCGUGUUAUUGAAAACAGGGCCCACAUCGAUACGUAAGUUAGGUUUUGAAAUAUUUAUAUAGCUGGAAUUACGAUUAAGAUUGUUGAUUAUGAGGUGAGGUGAGUGGACUGAUGUACUAAUUGCUCUUCUUGGCUUGACUAACAUAA